Molecule: messenger RNA, 903 nt
Organism: Besnoitia besnoiti
Lineage: Eukaryota; Apicomplexa; Conoidasida; Eucoccidiorida; Sarcocystidae
Exons: 1
Coding region: 1-903 (300 amino acids)
Source: RefSeq, a predicted model, not a curated record
AUGUGUCCCUUCCGCCACCACGCAACCAUAUUUGGAGUUGCUAUUGGCUUUUAUGUUGCGCUGGCCUCCGCCGACCAGGGAACCAAUGUUGUCGAAAUGGACUUUUCAGCGGUCCCGACGACGCAGGUCUUCGGCACGCCUGUCCCGAAGACCUGCGACCAGCCCGGGCAGGAGGUGACCGUAACUGUAGAACAAGGGAGAGAGAGUGAUCCGUUUACAUGCAGCUCUUCAGUAAGGGCGACAUUGACUCCAGAUGACGCAUCAAAAAACCCGACAGAGGGGAACACGUUCACGAAGGCCCAGUGCAACGAUCCGCAGCCCUUGAGCAGGGUCUGCACGGGCGGCUCCCUAGUGAAGGGCGGGGACGGCGACGCAGAAACAUUCACUCUGAAAGUUCCACCGUCUGGAUGUAACCCACAGACUCUAUACUACUGCUGCGAGUUCAGUGACCAGCUCAGCCGGGCGAAUGAUGCGCAUCCAGACGAGCCUCUCUCAAAGAAAGAGCCAUGCAGGAUCAAGAUCGAAAUUAAGCCUGCCUCCACUCCGACGGUAGCCGACGCCGACUUGAACCCUCCCAGGGGGGGGAAGAACAGGACGCCCAACAACCCCAAGUGGAGAAGACCCCGGAUGAUGGGCAGGCUGCGAAUGGCGAGCAGGAGCAACCCCAUCACGAGCAGCACCAACAGCAGGAACAACAGGACGGGUCAGAUCCGCCUGUGGACGAGCCGUCUGGCAAACCGUUUGAAUGCGACACCGGUGUCCAGUCGGCAACUGCAUCGUCAGAAAACGCUCUUGUAUUCAAAUGUGGAAAAGGCCUGGUGCUACGACCAGAUGAGCUCUCACAAGUAUACAAGGACGCUGAGGGGAAGUGUGGGACACCUGUGGCUUUGGCGGAGCUCGUAA